Danio aesculapii is the source of this 948-nucleotide messenger RNA. RefSeq names its product presenilin enhancer, gamma-secretase subunit (gene psenen). The record is from RefSeq and is a predicted model, not a curated record. The transcript is spliced from 4 exons. Bases 125 to 430 code for a protein of 101 amino acids. Gene Ontology annotation, cellular component: gamma-secretase complex. Lineage: Eukaryota; Metazoa; Chordata; Actinopteri; Cypriniformes; Danionidae. Gene Ontology annotation, biological process: Notch receptor processing.
UUUCAUCAGGAAGCGGAACCAUAAAAGUUGUUUCCCCCUCGCCUUUGUUGUGUUAAACCCUCCGUUUUGUCGUCUGUGCUCGUCUUUUAAGGAAACCCACCACCACCAUAACAAAUACUUCAUUAUGAAUCUGGAAAGGAUUCCCAAUGAAGAAAAGCUGAGCCUCUGCAGGAGAUAUUAUUUAGGUGGAUUCGCAUUCCUCCCGUUUCUUUGGCUUGUAAAUGUUUUGUGGUUUUUUAAAGAGGCCUUCUUAAAACCGGCGUACACAGAACAACUGCAGAUAAAGUCAUAUGUGAAAAAGUCUGCUCUGGGUCUGUUAUUGUGGGUGGCCGUUUUGACGACGUGGAUCACCGUAUUCCAGCAUUUCAGAGCGCAGUGGGGUGAAGUGGGAGAAUAUCUGUCCUUCACCAUUCCUCUCGGCACAGCCUGAAGAGACCCGCUGCUUCACCUUUAAUCUGCUUUUAUUCUCUCUGUUCUUCUGCUAAUUUUACCGCUGUCAUCGCAUAGAAGAUAAACGGGAUCGGUCUGGGAGUGGUGGUAUUUUGUGAACUGAUGAAAUGGUUUGAUUGAGUGAGAGAAUAUGGACACGGAUGCAUCAUGCUUAAGAAUUCAUUUCAGGCACUACUACUUAUUUUUCCUUGCCUUUUUUAGUUUUAGUGGAGAUGUUAAUUAUGUUGUAUUUGAGAAAACACAUUCUCACACAUUCAUAUUGUCAACUCUAACCUCUGUCAAUGCAUUGAGAAGAAUGUAUGACAAAGAUCUCUGGACCAGGCGGCGGUCUGUACAAAAUAAAGUAUUUUGGCAGUUAAUGACGUUAAUUUGACUGUUCUGCAGUUUGUUAUUCAAAAUGAUUAUUUGAAUCAUUUUGAUGGACAGGAAAAAUACUUAUUUUGUUCACAAGUAUAAGAUUGUGUUUUUGCACAAUUUCAAAUAAAAUCUGGAAAUGUG